AUGACAGGCUUUGACGGUGCUGCGGGAAUGCGCGCUAUGGCAGCCAGCAGCAGCAGCAGCAGCAGCAGCAGCAGCAACCGUCCCUUGGGGCAGCGCUUUUACUGGGACGUUGAAACAGACGAAAUAACCUUUGCCGACGACAGUAGCAGCAGCAGCAGCAGCAACAGCAGCAGCAGCAGCAGCAGUAACAUGCUUGCUUCAGGAGAGUUUACGCAGAUAGUGCAGCGAGAGGCAGAGGACCCGCUUUCUCUCCCCUUAGUUGGAGGCAUCGUCGAGAGGACGCCCCUGAGCAGCAGCAGCAGCAGCAGCAGCAGCAGCAGCAGCAGAGUUAGCAAGUUUGCUGCCAGCUUGACGCAUGCUCCUUUUCCAAAGGCAGUCCACCGCAGUCUGCUGCAUCAGCAGCAGCAGACAACCACUGGAGCUGCAGCGCCUCCAGGGGCAGCAGCAGCAACAGCAGCCGCAGGGGCAGGGUCUGUCGGUGCUGCAGAGGACCCGGAAGCAGCAGCAGCAGCAGCAGUAGCAGCAAAAGUAGCUGCAGAAGCAAGAACUGCGUUUGUAUUUGAUUCGCGUGAGGCAGCAAAACUGAGGUGGACUGACCCACUGCCGCCAGAGGAUCCUGCUGCUGCUGCUGCUGAAGCUGCUGCUGCUGCACUGCAGCAGAAGGAGGAGAAGCAGCAGCAGCAGUAUGCUGCUGCUGCAGGCUUUCCCCUCGUGCAGCAGCAGCAGCAGCAGCUGGCCUCCCUUCGCUUCGAUUUUAAUGGGCGGCUCCGUACAGAUACCUGGGGACUGCAAGCAGCAGCUGCUGCAGUUGUCUCCUUUUGGCAGCAGCUGCUGCUGCCAAAAGGAGACAGCAAGCGUACGGAUGCCUCAGCAGCAGCAGCAGGAGGAGCAGCAGCACUGACUGCUGCUGCUGCUGCUGCAGCGGAAGAUGUAGGCGUGGGGGCAUGGCUGACACCUGCUGCUGCUGCAGCUGUAGCAACAGCAGCAGAGGCAGCAGCAGCAGCAGCAGCAGAUCCUCUCGCGCAUUACAGAGGCCUCCAUCACCAUGGGCAGCAGCCAGAGGCAGCAGGAUAUACACUCGAAGAAUUGCUGCUGCUAGCACACAGCGCUGCAGCAGCACAGAGGGCCUUAGCUGUACGCACGCUGUCGCAGCUGCUCCUCGCAGCGAGAGCUUUCUGCUGCCUCCCCAGCAGCAACCCCUCAGCAGCAGCAGCAACAGCAGCAGCAGCAGCAACAGGAAGGGUCAAAACGGGGCGGGAGGCAUUUGCUGCUUUCCGGCAGCUCUUGUCCCCCCUUCUGUACCAGCAGCAGCAACUGCAGCAGCAGCAGCAGCAGCAGCAGCAGCAGCAGCAGCAGGUGGCGCUGCGUGCUGGGUUUGGGUUUGGCUUGGGGCGUUUUCUUCGUUUUUUGCUGCUCGAUCAGCAGCUGCUGUUCCGCUUGUGUGGCUGCCUGAUGGCGGAGUCUGCUGCUGUUGCUGCUGCUGCAGCAGCAGGCCUCGCGAACCUGCUGCUGCCUGUACACCCCACGCGGCGCCUAGGUCCUCUGCAGCAGCAGAGGUUGCUGCAGCUGCAGCAGCAGGAGGAACAAGCCGCCCCUGAUGCUGCUGCUGCUGCUGUGCUGCACCUCUCAGCAGCAAACACCACCCUCUGCUGUGUUGUGGCGAGGCCCUACCGCAUAUACCUUCAGCAGCAAAGCAAGACAAGAACAUCAGAAGCAGCAGCAGCAGCAGCAGAAGAGGGUGCUGCUACAGGUGUGUGCAGCUGCUUGCUCGGCGUUUUAUCAGACUCUGUUGCUGCUGACGAAGAACCUUCUCUCUUUCCUUUAGGGGGUUUAGAUCUCUUGGGGUGUACGUACACCCCAAACCCUCCUUGGCCUGCUGCUGGAGGAGCAGCAGCAGCAGAUUCUCGCGUUUGUUUGGGGCCCGGCAGCGCCUGGGCUGCUCUUGCUGCUCGCUGGAACGACCUCUUGCCGCAGCAGGAGCAGGAGCAGCAGCAGCAGCAGCAGCAGCAGCAGCAGCAGCAGAACUACCUGGAUACGCCGCUGGGGGAUUCAUUUGGAAGACACCCGCAUGCAGCAGCAGCAGACUUCGCUUUGGUGCUGCCACGUGUUGCUGUGCUGCUGCAGCGGUGCUGGGGGGUUGCUGAAGAGGAGCAGCAGCUGCUGCGGCUCCUGUGCGGCAUCUGCACGGGGGGCCCCCAGCAGGUGCAGCAGCUGCUGCAGCAACAGGAUCUGGUGCAGCGGCUGCUGCUCCUUGCAGACAGUCUGCUGCUAGGAAGUGACGCACGCCAAAGGCGGCGUGCUGCUGCUGCUAAGCAGCUGCUGCCUGCAGCAGAAGCUCUCCUUAAAGGCAGCAGCAGCAAGAACAGCAGCGGCAGCAGCAGCAACAGCAGUAGCACUUCAUCUGCAGAAGAACCGCAGGACUACGAUAUAAGAGAGCAGCGCCUUCUGCUGCAGCUUCUGCUGCUGCUGCGCAUUUGUGCAGCACGCGUAGACAGCCUGCAGCAGCUGCUGCCGCUCUUUGGCCCUCUAGAGAUCUUUGGCAGCAGCGAAAUAGACGACAGCAGCAGCAGCAGCAGCAGCAGCAGCAGCAGCAGUGUUUUGGGUUUGGUGCUGCAGUCUUUGAUGGCAGCUGUUGAGCAGCCUGAGCUGCAAUUCCUGCAACUGCAGCAGCCGCAGCAGCAGCAGCAGCAGCAGCAGCAGCAAGGGAAGGAUGGCUUAGGACUGUCUCCUGUCUCUCACGUCCUGCGUGUUGCUGCUGCAGCUGCUGCAGCAAGGCUGCUGCGGCUGCUGCAGCACCGAGGCAGCUGUGAUGUGCCGCUGCUGCCGUUGCUGCCAGCAUUUGCUGCUCAUAUACGGGGCUUCUCUGCGCAGCUGCAGCUGCUGCAAGGCCACCUGCUGCUGCAGCAGCAGGGCGCACCCUCAGGAGGAGGAGCAGCAGCAGCAGCAGACGGGGACGAGAACUACGACUGGGCCUCCUGCUUCUCUUGCGUCCGGCAUCCAGUGUGCAGCAGCAGCAGCAACAGCAGCAGCAGCAGCAGCAGCAUCGCUGCUAAGGCGAGGCAGCUGCUGCGAUAUGAAGGCCAACUGGUGCUGCAGCUCCUUUUGUGGGGAGCAGACUCCGUAACUGCGGUGUCUUUCGAGGCGUCGUUGCUACUGCCAGCAGCAGGGGGUCUUCUCGCUGCGCUGCAGCCGCUGCAGCAGCUGGAGCCAGCAGCGUGCAGCAGGUUGUCUGCUGCUGCAGUGCAUGUGCUUCUGCGGUGUACAGACGCUGUUCGCUGGAAGCUAAAGGAGAACAGCAGCACGAAGAGUGCCUUCUCAGCAGCAGCUGCUGCUGCGGACUCCGACGACCCUGCUGCUGCACUUGCAGCAGCAGCAGCAGCAAACGAAGACACUGAGACGACCAAACGGCUGCUGCUCCGCCGUUGGCGCUCAUCUGUCUCCUCUCCGAUUCAGCUGCUAAUGGGGUCUCCUCCUGGGGACGAAGCUGCUCUUAGCAGCAGCAGCAGUGGCAGCAGUAGCAGCGACAGCAGCAGCCCCACGAGCGACAGCAGCAGCAGCAGCAGCAGCAGCAGCAGGGGUAUGUGGGGCGUAGCGCUAGACCGCGUUCUGCUUCUGCUUUACGGCGGAAAGGAGACACCUCAGGCUGUGUUGGCUGCGUCAUCUUCUGCAGCAGCAACAGCAGCAACAGCAGCAGCAGCAGCAGGCAACACAGCAGCUUCACAGAGUGCUGCUGCUGCUGUCUCCUCCUACUUGAUAGAGACAGGCUGGACACUCGCAACGCGGUGCUGCUCUUUGCAAGCUAGACGACCGUACCCGUGCUGCUGUAGUGCAUGCAGCAGUAGCAGCAGCAGCAGCAGCAGCAGCAACUCCUGCAGCAGGGGCAGCGCAUGCAGCACGUGGUGCCUGCCAGUAACGUCGGAGAGUUUUGCUGCUGCAUCCGCUGCAGCUUUAAAUGCUGCGCAUCUCGCUGCUGCUGCAUCGCUGCCGCCUUCUGAAGCUGCUGCCAAGCCUGCAGCUGGAGGACCAGCAGCAGCAACAGCAGCAGCAGCAACAGCAGCAGCAGCGCAUGCAGCUUGUCUGUCUGAUCCUAGAUUGGUUGAGCUGCUGCUGGCAGAUCUGCAGCUGCUAAGGGGCAUUCUGCAUGCAUUUGCUGGAUGCCUAGCAGUCGUUAGCGACGUAGCGCAGCUUGCAGCAGCAGAUAGCAGCAGCAGCAGCAGCAGCAGCAGCAGAAGUCAGGGACAGUGCCUCUCGUCUUGGGUCGAAGAGAUGCAGUUGCUGCUGCAGCAGCCCUUAGUACAGCGCUUUGCCUGUGAGGCAGAGACACUUGCUGCGGGUCUGCUGCUGCUGCUGGAGGCUCUACACCAGCAGCUGCGCAUGCCGAAGCAGCAGCAGGAGCAGCAACAGGAACAGCAGCAGCAGGGGCAGCAGCAACAACAGCAGCAGCACCGAGACUUAAAGCCCUUCCUCCACUCAGCUGUGAACGCCACAGCCCCAACUCUACCUCAAGAUGAAAUUGCUGCAUGCGCUCUUGCUGCUUUAGAUGCUGCAGCAGCCUGCAGGAACUACAUCAGGAGCAUGCAGCAGCAGCAGCAGCAACAGCAGCAACAGCAGCAGCUGCAGCAGCUUUCUCUCCGCUGCGCUGUUGCUGCGCUGGCCAAUGCAGCAACAGCAAGAACGGCGCUGCUGGCGUUUGCACAUCUCGCUGUGUACCUGCAGCAACAGGAGUGCAGCUGCAGCAGCAGCAGCAACAGCAGCCGCAAGGCAGAUGAAAACAGCAGCAAGUGCUGCUUGUGGGCAGCAGCAGCAGAAACACUUGUUGGCUGCUGUGACGCAACCCCGUGGAGUUUGCAUGCAGUGCAGCAGCUACACGCAGCACUAGCAGCAGCCUCCGAACAGCAGCAGCAACAGCAGCAGCAGGGGUUUGGGGUUGUUCUCGCUACCGAUCUAGAGCAUUACCUGGAGCAGCAGCAGCAGCAGCAGCAGCAGCAGCAGCAGGAAGCCUGGGAGAAGACCCUCAACUCGGCGUUGUUUGUCUCUCCUUUUGAUCUCAUCGUAGGGGCCCCCCUGUGGGGUAUUUUGCUGCGCAACGCAGCAGACACAGCAGCAGCAGCAAGAGCGCAUGCAGCUGCUGCACUGACAAAACAGCUGCAGCGGCUGCUGCUGCAGCAGUCGGCUUCUCUCGGGUUUGCUGUGGCUCGCUUAGCGUCUCCCUCUUACUUAGUCGGGGGCUUGCUCCGCAGCCUGCAGCAGCAGCAGCAGCAGCAACAGCAGCAAGAACAGAAGGAGCAGCAGCAGCCCGAGCAGCAGCAGCAGCAGCAGCAGCAGCAGCAAUUGCAGAGGGAGCAGCAGCAGCAGCAGUCUCUGAACGGUGCGUUGCAGGCAAGGGCUGCUGCUCUGCCUCCUGCGUACAAUACAGAGUGGAGACUGUUGGAUUUGCUGCUGCUGCAGCCAUUGGGGCUUGCAUGCGUUGCGCCGCUGGCAGCAGCAGCAGCUGCAGCAGCAGAGACAGCAACGCCAGCAGCAGAUACAGCAGCGCAUGAGGAAGGCAGCCGGUGGAGAAGAACCUUACGAGCGGCUGCUGACUCUGCUGCUGCUGCGUCUGCUGCUGCUGCGUCUGCAGCUGCAGCAGCAAAAGAAGAAAUGGAGCCUAAGCCGGAUAUGCUACCAACCGAUGCUUUGAGAGCAGCAGCAGCAGCAACAGCAGCAGCAAAUCAAACUGCAGCGUACCUUUGCUGCUGCGAAUCCGCUCGCAGUUUUGCUACCCGGGGGGCGCUAGAGUUGCUGCAGCAGCUGCAGGCAUCAGCAGCACCCGAGCCGCAGCAGCUGCUGCUGUUGCUGCUGCUAAGCAGCCCGUUGCUGCCCCAGGCAGCACGUGAACAUGUGUGGGGCGACGAAGGGGCCCUGGUGGUUCUAGACAGAAACACAGUCUUGCUGCCUCCAGCAGCAGCAGCAGCAGCAGCGGGCGACAGCAGCAGCAGCAGCGACAGCAGCAGCAGCACGUGGGAAGCACUGCUGCGCUUCGCAGGCACCAUGAAGUGGGGUGUAUGUACACCUGAAAAUGAGUGGCUGUUUUGCUGCAGCGCAGCGGCCAACUGUCUGCUGCUGUCGAUAUUAUGGGGAGACAGCAGCAGUUGCUGCGAAGAGACACUGCAGCGGCAGCAGCGGAGCCACCUGCAGAGACAGCUGGGAACAAGCACGGGCCUGGUUUCUGCUGCAGCAGCAGCAGCAGCUGCAGCUGGGCUCAAAGCCUAA
Molecule: messenger RNA, 6252 nt
Organism: Eimeria acervulina
Lineage: Eukaryota; Apicomplexa; Conoidasida; Eucoccidiorida; Eimeriidae
Exons: 2
Coding region: 1-6252 (2083 amino acids)
Biological process (GO): regulation of transcription by RNA polymerase II
Cellular component (GO): SWI/SNF complex; nucleus
Molecular function (GO): transcription coregulator activity
Source: RefSeq, a predicted model, not a curated record